CGACCUGCAGGAGGAAGGCAAAAAUGCCAUCAACUCGCCGAUGUCCCCCGCCGCGGCGGACCUGCACCCUGAGGACACCCUGCUAGAGGAGAACGAGGAGCGCACGAUGAUCGACCCCACCUCCAGGGACAACCCCAAGUUCAAGGAGCUGGUCAAGGUCCUCAUCGACUGGAUCAACGAUGUCCUGGUGGAGGAGCGGAUCAUCGUGAAGCAGCUGGAGGAAGACCUUUACGACGGCCAGGUGCUGCAGAAGCUCCUGGAGAAGCUGGCGGCCUGCAAGCUGAACGUGGCCGAGGUGACGCAGUCCGAGAUAGGGCAGAAGCAGAAGCUGCAGACGGUGCUGGAGGCCGUGCAGGAGCUGCUGCGGCCCCACGGCUGGGCGCUGCGGUGGUCGGUGGACGCCAUCCACGGGAAGAACCUGGUGGCCAUCCUGCACCUGCUCGUGUCCCUGGCCACGCACUUCCGCGCCCCGAUCCGGCUCCCCGAGCAUGUCUCCGUGCAGGUGGUGGUCGUGCGGAAGCGGGAAGGCCUGCUGCACUCCAGCCACAUCACGGAGGAGCUGACCACGACCACGGAGCAGAUGAUGGGGCGCUUUGAGCGCGACGCCUUCGACACCCUCUUCGACCACGCCCCGGACAAGCUGAGCCUGGUGAAGGAGUCCCUCAUCACCUUUGUGAACAAGCACCUGAACAAGCUGAAUUUGGAGGUGACGGAACUGGAGACUCAGUUUGCAGACGGCGUGUACCUGGUUCUGCUCAUCGGCCUGCUGGAGGACUACUUCGUGCCCCUGCACAACUUCUACCUGACCCCGGACGGCUUCGACCAGAAGGUCCACAACGUGUCCUUCGCCUUCGAGCUGAUGCUGGACGGGGGGCUCAGUAAACCCAAGGCCCGGCCGGAAGAUGUGGUGAACCUGGACCUCAAGUCCACCCUUCGGGUCCUUUACAACCUGUUCAACAAGUACAAGAACGCGGAGUGACCUCGCAGCGAUGCCCCUGUGUCUCCCCGCCCCCCCCGA
Molecule: messenger RNA, 1018 nt
Organism: Miniopterus natalensis
Lineage: Eukaryota; Metazoa; Chordata; Mammalia; Chiroptera; Miniopteridae
Source: RefSeq, a predicted model, not a curated record